Chanos chanos (milkfish) is the source of this 945-nucleotide messenger RNA. Its product is annotated as ecto-ADP-ribosyltransferase 5-like. Lineage: Eukaryota; Metazoa; Chordata; Actinopteri; Gonorynchiformes; Chanidae. The record is from RefSeq and is a predicted model, not a curated record. The coding region runs from base 1 to 945 and encodes 314 amino acids. The transcript is spliced from 3 exons. Gene Ontology annotation, molecular function: NAD+ poly-ADP-ribosyltransferase activity; NAD+-protein-arginine ADP-ribosyltransferase activity.
AUGACUUUAUGUGGCUUCCCUGUUCCACAGGUGGUUCCCAAGAAAUUGGACAUGUCUCCUGCUGCAGUGGACGACAUGUACACAGAAUGUCGGGAUAAAAUGCUGAAGACCGUUAUAGAAAAAAACGGACUUUUGGAGAAGGAAAUAAAAGAAAACAAAGAAUUUCGAGAACAGUGGAGUAGUAUAAAGGGGGAAUGUAACCCACUGAUCUCUGGUGUAAAACCACAACACAUGUUAGCAUUGAGGACCUUUGGAGAAGCCAGAGACACGUUCCGUGAAAACUUCAAUAAGUUUGUGGAGAACAAAGGAAUAAAUGAAAGCAUCUACACCGACGAGUUUCCAUUCAAAUCCCUUCAUUUCUUGCUCAUGGAUGCGCUGCGUCUCUAUAACACUUCAAAUUGUUCGACUGUGUUCUACGGGACGGAGAAAAAGUACAGCGCAGACAAGGGGGACGUGGUACGACUGGGCAGAUUUCUCUCAGUUAACAGGGAACGAACUGAUGCAGUUAACAAGUGUGUAGAGGGUGGUUCCCUCUUCAUCAUAACAUCCUGCUCUUCCAUCGACCUGGAGAAGCAUGCGUGUCUGACUGAAGAAGACGAGCUGCUUCUGUCUCCAACCGAGGUGUUCAAAGUUGAAGAGGUCAGAAGUGCCCCUGGUGAUGACGAAUCAUGUGAUAAAGAGAUUAUUUUAACACACGAAGGAUUUCAAAGCAACCACGACUGUUACCUUUUUUCCGCUUCCAGGCUUCUGGGAGGCCUAGAACUGUACACGUCCUCUCCUCCCAACAUCACUCUUCAGGAAAACGUUUCUCUAUCGGAAACAGAUGUGUUGUCGAACAGCGAGUUCGGGAUUGCUGAGCGUGUGUCUGAACUGACUGUUGGCUGUCAUCAGGAUUACAUCAACCAGGGGUCUUGGCAUCGUUUCAGAGACAGCUUGAUUCGCUAA